This is a messenger RNA of Impatiens glandulifera, 3183 nucleotides long. RefSeq names its product protein NETWORKED 2B-like. Gene Ontology annotation, molecular function: actin binding. Bases 1 to 3183 code for a protein of 1060 amino acids. NCBI's taxonomy places the organism in Eukaryota, Viridiplantae, Streptophyta, Magnoliopsida, Ericales, Balsaminaceae. The transcript has a single exon. The record is from RefSeq and is a predicted model, not a curated record.
AUGGAGGAGAAGGUAGAUUACAUGCUGAAAAUGAUUGAUCAAGAUGGAGAUUCAUUCGCCCAAAGAGCGGAAAUGUACUAUAGAAAAAGACCAGAAAUCCUCAGUUUUGUCGAAGAUUUCUUCCGAGGUUACAGAGCCUUAGCUGAAAGAUACGAUCAUCUUUCACGAGAACUCCAAAGUGCAAACAGAACAAUUGCAUCAGUCUGCCCGGAACAAAUCAAUCUCAGGAUAGAUGAAGAAGAUGAUAAUCAACAACAUGAUGAUAAUAAUAAUAAUAAACCAUACUCAACUUAUCCACCCACAUCACCAAACGCGAAACCAAUACCAAACGCUCCCAAAACGCCACGUAAAUUCCAAAAGAUGCCGUCUAGAUUAAUGUCGAAGAAAGGAUUACUAACCAAACCCAAUCAAAUCGAUGAGACCCCACCUGUUUCAUCUGGGCUGACCAAAGAAGAAGCACUUAUUGAAAUCGACUCUCUUCAGAAGACUAUAUUGGGUCUGCAGACGGAAAAGGAAUUCAUUAGGAGCACUUACGAAAGAGCUGUAUCUGUUUGUGAGGAGAUUGAAGAAAGGUUUACUGAAAUGCAAAGGAAAGUCAACAGUCUGCAAGAUGAAUUUGGGAUUGGGACGUUCAUUGAAGAUGAUGAAGCGCGAAAACUGAUGGUGGCUUCUGCUAUGAAAUCUUGUCAAGAUGCUCUUCUAAGAGUGCGUCAGAAACAGGAGAAGCUGUCUGAGGAAGCGAUAAUGGAGCAUCAACGAAUUAUCCAAGCUCGAGAAAAGAUUGGAAUUCUGAAAGGGAAUGAAUCAGAUCCGGAAACGGAGAACCGGGACUUUGAGUUACUUAGAGACAAUAUCAAAACACAGUUACUUGAUGGAUCUUGCACUUCUGUCACAAUGUCUGAAUUAGCUGAAAAGCUAGAUGAGCUUGUGGAUAAGGUUAUUGUAUUGGAAUCAGCUGUUUCCUCUCAGAAUGCUUCGGUAAACAGACUAAGAACCGAGGCUGAUGAACUCGAAGAAGCCAUCAUCAAGGGGAGUCAAAAUCUGGAGGUGGAAUUUGAAAGAAUUGAAAAUUUGGACAAAAACGUCAAAACCCAGAAUGUGAAUCUCCAGAUUCAUCUUAUUGAAGCAAGUUGCAGCUAUGAUCACCUGUCUGAUAAGUUACAGACAGUGAAGCCUGAUGAUGACAACGUUAUGUUCAUGGAAGCAAGAGCUGCUCCUCCUUCUGUUAAGCCUGUCCAAUUACCUCAACUUUCAAUUGAAGAAAAGAUUGUCAAUUUAAUGAGACCAACCAGUCAUCAUCAAAGGAAUCAAGCGAUAAUUGAUCAGAAAAGCGAUUCGAACGGGGGAUCUAAGGAUGAUGAUAUGAUAUAUAGCCUAAAUCCUUUCAUUAGCAGUGAUGAGAGUGUUGGACAGUUCAAAGAAGAUGUUGUUCAUUCGGAGGCUUUUUCGCAGAAGGGUGAUCAAUGGGUAGAUUUUUCAGGAAAUUUUGAUUCUCAUAGCCAUCAUCAAGCAAUCAUUGAAGAUCCUGUAGAAACUAAAUCAAAUCUUACCCACCAUGAGAAGGAACAAGAUAAGAAACAGAAAGAAGACGAUAAUCAACAGUUUCCUUAUAGUUCUACAGCCAACCACCGUGAUGAGAAUGCUAUUCAAGUUGAUGAAUUGUCCAAUGAACCAGAUAAGAAACAGGAAGAAGACGAGAAACAACUGUUUCCUUAUAAUCCUACAGCCAACCACAAUGAGAAUACAGUUCAAGUUGAGGAAUGGUUCAAGGAACAAGAUAAGAAGCAACAAGAAGAGAAUAAACAAGAGUUUCCUUUUAAUCCUGUAACAAACCACCAUGAGAAUACCAUUCAUGUUGAGGAUUGGUUCAAGGAACAAGACGAUAAACAGCAGGUUCAUCACAGUCCUGCAACCAACCACAAUGAUCUCUCAGAGGAGAAGGAUCAGGUGUCUGGAAUCAAAAAAUCUAAUAAUAAGGAAAUGGAAGGUGGAGAUAAAACUGAAGAUGGAGAUGAUGAUCCGAAUUGGAGGGAACUAUUCUUAAGUGGAUUAGAUGACAGAGAGAAGAACCUUCUAAAAGAAUACACAUCAGUCCUGAGAAACUUCAAGGAAGCCAAGAAGAAACUUAGCGAAUUAGAGAAGAAGAACAAUGAUAGCCUCUUCAAGACAAGUAUGCAGAUUAAAGAUCUAAAGAACGACAACGCCUUAAAGGAUGCAGAAAUCAAGUCUUUACAUCAGAAACUCGGCUUGCUCCAAUCAUGCCUGGACGAAACUCCUACAGAUAGGGAACAAGUUCCUGAAUUGCUUCUUGUUGAAGAAGAAGAACAACAACAACAACAACAACAUCAAUGCAUUCAAUCUCCACCCAUUGAUCUUGAAAAGGAAGAAGACGGGAAGAUGGUCUUAGUCGAUGAACCCCUUAGUAGUUACGAACCUCGUAGUAGUAAUUCAAUAAUAGAAGAGAAAUUCCGAACUGACAUCGAUGGACUACUAGAGGAGAACAUAGAGUUUUGGUUAAGAUUCAGCACCUCUUUUCACCAGAUAACAAAAUUUCAGACAUCAGUGCAGGAUCUGCAAGCGGAGUUUUUGAGAAUCAAGAAACAUAUAAAGCAAGAAGGAGGGCACAACAAGAAUCAUACAGUUAAUUCAGAUCUCAGGCCAGUAUACAAGCACCUGAGGGAGAUACAAACUGAGUUGGCACUCUGGGUGGAGCAUAAUUCAUUGUUGGAAGAUGAUCUGCAAAACAGAGUCACAUCUCUUGGAGAGAUUCAACAAGAGAUAGUUAGGGUUUCAAAUUCCAACGAAGAAUCGAAAGAGGAAGGUGUUGUUGUUGAGCUAAACGGAUACCAGGCAGCGAAAUUCCAAGGGGAAGUUAUUAACAUGAAACAAGAGAACAAUAAAGUUGUACAAGAGUUGCAAGCUGGGCUUGAUCAUGUGAAGGAGCUUCAAGUUGAUAUCACAAGAACAAUAUCAGAACUAGAAGAAGCAAUUGGAAUCACUGGAUCAAAAGGUAAGAGUUCGAGAUCUAAAAUUCCAUUAAGGUCUCUGUUGUUUGGUGCUCGACUUAGAAAGCAGAGGCCAAGCCUUUUUCAAUGCUUGACACCAACAUUGCAGAAACAGUAUAGUGAUCUAGGAUCACCACCGUCUCCUCCACCACCCCCUCCGCCUUCUUCAUCUUCAUAA